Messenger RNA from Rubroshorea leprosula, 3594 nucleotides. Lineage: Eukaryota; Viridiplantae; Streptophyta; Magnoliopsida; Malvales; Dipterocarpaceae. The record is from the annotation of a GenBank genome assembly.
UCCGUAAAUGGGUCGACAUGAGUGUGAUUCAUCAUGUGGCUCAAGAGAAGGAGUCCUAUAAGUUGUGGACUAAGCUUGAAGAGCUGUUUGAAAGAAAGAAUGCCUUGAAGAAAGCUUCCUUCAUUAGAAAACUAGUCAAUCUCAAGUACAAGGAGGGCAAGAAUGUGUAUGAGCACUUGAAUAAUUUUCAAGAAAUUUUUAAUGAACUAGUUAUAGUGAAGUUGGCCAUUGAUGAUGAGGUACAAGCAUUGAUUUUAUUGAGCUCUCUUUCGGAUAAUUGGGAGACUUUGGUGGUAACUUUAAGCAACUCAACAAGAGAUGGGGAGAUGACUUUGCAGCUGGUUAAGGACAACAUAUUGAGUGAGGAAUCCAGAAGAAAAGAGCAAGGAAUUAUGAGUUUUGAGUCUGAAGCACUGGUUACUGAGUAUAGAGGGAGGAGUAAGCAAAGGUAUAUUCGAAGAGACAAUGAUAGACAAUCUCAAGAGAGGUGCAGCAAGGGGAAGUCCAGAGGUAGAUCAAAAUCCAAGAGCAGAGUGACUUGUUACACUUGUGGAAAGCAAGGUCAUUAUCAAAAGGAUUGUUGGCACAAUAGAGAUAAAAAUGUUAGGAAGAGGGCUGAUACUCAUGAAGAGAAGGAGGCCAAGGAAAACACUGCUGCAAUUACUUCUGAUGGUGAGGUAUACUUACUAUGUGAGAAUGAUAACAUUGAUGUUGCUCAUCAUGAUUCUACAUGGGUUGUUGAUACUGCUGCUUCUUAUCAUGUCACACUAAAUAGAGACUGGUUUAGCUUAUAUAAAGAAGGUGAUUUUGGCUAUCUGAAGAUGGGAAAUAGAUCUGAAGCCAAGAUUGUGGGUGUUGGUGACGUUUGGCUUGAAACAAACAGCAGGUCCAAGCUGCACUUGAAAAAUGUGAGACAUGUUCCUGAAAUACGUUUCAAUUUGAUGUCUAUGGGUAUCCUAGAUGAUGAUGGCUACCUUAAUUAUUUUGAAGCUGAUGCUACUGAGUUAUGGCACAAGAGGCUUGGGCACUUGAGUGAGAAGGGACUUCAAAUCCUUAGCAAAAAGGAACUCCUACCCGGCUUUAUAGGUAAUCUUUCUAAAACCUGUGCUGAUUGUUUAGCUGGCAAGCAUCAUAAAGUUUCUUUUCACACUUUACCCCUGUCUAGAAGAAAAUAUGCACUUGAUUUGGUUCAUACUGAUGUUUGCUUCAUGAAAGAUAAAAGUUUAGGUGGUGCUACAUAUUUUGUGACUUUUGUGGAUGAUUUUUCUAGAAAAUUGUGGGCUUAUCCCUUGUCUAGUAAAGAUCAGGUGCUGGAAAAAUUUAAAGAAUUUCAGGCAAUGACAGAAAGAGAAAUUGGGAGGAAAUUAAAGUGCAUCAGGUUUGAUAAUGGUGGUGAAUACAGUGGACAGUUUGAGCGCUAUUGUAGAGAACAGGGAAUUAAGCUCGAGAAGACCACUCCUAGAACUCCACAACAUAAUGGAGUUGUUGAAAGGAUGAACAGAACAAUAUGUGACAGAAUUGUCUGUAUGCUCUCUCAUGCUAAGUUGUCAAAGUCUUUUUGGGGUGAGGCUUUGAAGACUGCAGUAUACUUGAUCAAUCGAUUCCCUUCUGUUGUUCUAAAUGGUGAUGUUUCGGAGCAGGAGAGAGCAAAGCUUGAUGCAAAGACAAAACAGUGUGUGUUCUUGGGAUAUGGUGAUGAGGAGUAUGGCUACAGAUUAUGGGACUUGAAAAAUAGAAAAUUAAUGAGAACCAGAGAUGUGGUGUUCAUUGAGAAUGAGAUGGUUGAAUACUCAAAGAAGCAAGAUGACAAUGAGCACACUCAAGAAAUACCAGACAGUGAUUAUUGUACUCCUUCAACACCCAAACCAAGUGUUAUAAAUGAUGAUCACAGUGAAGUAGAUGAGCAUCAAGUUCAAGAGCCUUUCUCCACUGAUGAGUAUGUGCUCUUGACUGGCGGGGGAGAGCUAGAAACUUAUUAUGAAGCUAUGGAGAGUGAAAACAAGAAGGAAGGGUUGAUGGCAAUGCAAGAAGAAAUGAGUUCUUUGCAAGAGAAUGGGACUUAUGAGCUGGUAGAGCUUCCAAAGGACAAAAAGGCUCUUAACAACAAGUGGGUUUUUAGAGUAAAGUCUAAAGUGAACAAUCCCAAUCCAAGGUUCAAAGCUAGAUUAGUGGUGAAGGGCUUUAGACAACAAAAAGGCAUUGAUAAUGAUGAGAUUUUCUCACCAGUAGUAAAAAUGCCAUCUAUUCGAGUUAUUUUGGCUUUGGCAGCUAGCUUGAAUUUAGAAAUUGAACAGCUGGAUGUUAAGACAGCUUUUCUCCAUGGUGAUCUUGAGGAGGAGAUUUAUAUGAAGCAACCAGAGGGUUUUGAGGUGCAAGGCAAGAAGAAUCUAGUUUUUAAAUUGAAGAAAAGUUUGUAUGGUCUCAAACAAGCUCCGAGGCAAUGGUACCAUAAGUUUGACUCUUUUAUGGGGGAGCAUAAAUUCACUAGAACAGAAUCUGAUCAUUGUGUUUAUGUUAAGAGGUAUCCAGAUGGUGAUUUCUUGAUACUUUUGCUUUAUGUGGAUGACAUGUUGAUUGUUGGUCAUGACAUAAAGAAAAUUGCAACCUUGAAGACUAACUUGAGCAAGUCCUUUUCUAUGAAGGAUUUGGGUCCAGCAAAGCAAAUUCUUGGAUUGAAAAUUUUUCGAGAUAGAAAGAACAAGAAGUUGUGGUUGUCACAAGAAAAAUAUAUUGAAAAGGUGCUUAACAGGUUCAACAUGAGCAAAGCAAAACCUGUGGGCACUCGACUUGCUGGCCAUUUCAAACUUAGCAUAGAGCAGUGUCCUGCAAGCAAGGAGGAAGCAGAAUACAUGAAGAAUGUGCCCUAUGCUUCUGCAGUUGGUAGUCUAAUGUAUGCUAUGGUAUGCACAAGGCCAGAUAUAGCUCACGCAGUGGGGGUACAUGAAUCUUUACUUAAUGGCUAUAGUGAUGCUGAUUUUGGUGGAGAUUUGGACUCUAGAAAGUCCACUUCAGGAUACUUUAUGCUUUAUGUAGGGGGAGCAAUUUCAUGGAAGUCAAGACUACAAAAAAGUGUUUCAUUAUCCACUAUAGAAGCUGAGUAUAUAGCUCUUUCUGAAGUAGGAAAGGAGAUUGUAUGGAUGAAGACGUUUUUUGAAGAAUUGGGUCUUAAGCAAGAGAGAUUUGUGCUAUUUUGUGAUAAUCAAAAUGCAAUUUACUUGGGCAAGAACCCACAGUUCCAUUCUAGAACCAAGCAUGUUGAUUUGAGGUAUCAUUGGAUACGUGAUGCAAUUGAAGAAAAGGUGCUUGAUGUUGAGAAAGUUCACACGGAUGACAAUAGUUCUGAUAUGAUGACUAAGUCCUUGGUGAGAAGCAAAUUUGAGUUUUGCAUGUCACAAGCUAGCUUGGUGGAGCCCCCCAACUAGCUCGGGCAGGGGAGAUUGUUGAGUUAGCCCUCCCAAGUUGGGUGGCUCAACAAUGUAGGUGCACCAUGAGUGCAUAGUGAAUGGCAGAAAACUUGGGAAGUUUGUGUUUUGAAGUUGCACAGUGUUUUCGACACGGACUUUUCUUAUUGUUGAAGAAAUGGGAAAAGCAAAG